Molecule: messenger RNA, 762 nt
Organism: Strongylus vulgaris
Lineage: Eukaryota; Metazoa; Nematoda; Chromadorea; Rhabditida; Strongylidae
Source: the annotation of a GenBank genome assembly
GACUCGAACUGGAUCGCAACAAACAACGAUUUUGGAAAUGUUUCCUUACGAAUUGCCCCAUGCCAUGCUCGUCAUACUGGAGUUUACUCUUGUAAGGCUGUUAACGACCAAGGAGCUGCAGUCACUAGUGCAUCUAUUAGCGUACAAGGCACAGAGGGGUUGCUGCUCGACACCGCUCAUCCGGAAUCGCUCCAAAAGAUCAGAGAAAUGGAAUCUAUGGAUAAGUUCGCUCGCUUAGAAGCACCAGAAAGAGAAUAUGGCAAACCACAAUGGAUUCAGCCGUUUGAGAAUGUCGAAAAUGUGCCCGAAGGACAAGUUGUCGAGCUUCACGGUCUCGUUGAACCAUCUGGUGAUCCUAACCUUCGUGUUGAUUGGUUGCUCAAUGGAAAACCACUCAUGAACGCUAAUCGAUUCCGACAGGAACUUGACUUUGGAAAUGCUAUUUUGACUAUCGUACAUACACUUCCGCAUGAUUCCGGCGUCUACACUUGCCGAGCUUAUAACCUGGCUGGAGAAGCUAGCACUAGCGCUACGGUUAAGAUUGACGGUUAUGAGCGAAUUCUACUCGACCCACAACAUCCAGUUUCAUGGCAAAAGAUUCAAGAACUCGAAGCUCCUGUGGUUGUGGAAGAGAAGGAAGAAGUUGUGCAACGUGAAAAGCCGGCUUUCAUUAAUCAGCUGCAGUCGGCAGAAGGAGUCCCAGAAGGAGAAAGAAUUCACCUUGAGGCUACCUUCGAACCGGCGAGAGAUCCCGAGCUCAAG